UACAGAAAUAAAAACACCGGAAGCAUAACAGACGGCAUUCUUGGUCACAUAUUAAUUCCCAAAUCAUAGAGUUCUAAAUCCAAAACUUUUAACUAUUAAUGUAUGUUAAUAAUAUUUAUAUAUUAAGUUUUACCAGACAUUCCUUUAUUGAUAUAAAUAGUUAUUAUUCUGUCAUGAUUGCUUACUGUAAUUGAAGUGGAACACGCAAAGCUUCUUGGUCUAGUUUUGUUAAAUGUAUUUUGUCAUUCUUCUCUCCAAACCUGCCAGAUAAUUUGAGCUAUCUAAGUCUCAUAAGAGAACAUUUUAGUUCUUUUCCUCUCUUACCAGCAGAAACAAAUAUAAUGGGUGAUGAUGCUCCAAUAAUCUAUGGCUUGGAAUUUCAAGCACGAACAUUAAGCGCUCAAUGUGCAGAGAGUGAUAUAAUUCGAUUUUUUGUUGGCACUCAAUCACUCAAAUUUGAUAAUCAAAUUCAUCAGUUAGAAUUUGAAGAAGAAAAUAAUAGCCUAGUCAAAACCGUUUAUCUUCACAGUGCUGGAGAAAUUUGGCAUAUAAGCACUUCACCUAGUGAUCCAAAUUUAUUAUCAACAUGUUACAAUCAGAUUACUCCUGAUGGAAAAUGUGAAAUGCAUGGAGCAUUGUGGAAAUUACCUCCUAUUUCAAAAUCAUACAGUGGUGAUGAUUCUUCCUCUUAUCCUCCGUUAGAAUUUGUUGCAAGUUUAGAUUCUAGUGAUUGUAUGGGAGAAUUAAAAAGCAUAUUAUGGGAACCUACAAGUGGUAAACGUAUUUUAACCUUAAAUGAUAAUUCUUUUCAUUUAUGGGAUGCUAAUGACUCCGUUCCUAUUCAAGUAUCUCACAUGACUUCUGAGCAGAAAGGACGUCAAAAAUUCAAUUCUGGUGCUUGGAAUCCUCAUCACAAUUGCAACAUAGUUGGAGUCGCUGUUGAUACGUCUAUAAAAAGUUGGGAUUUAAGAUCAAUGCAAAGCUCGUGGAUGGUCGAUAAUGCUCAUGGUCAGCUUGUGCGUUCCAUUGAUUUCAACCCGAAUAAGCAGUAUUAUAUCGCAAGUUGUGGAGAUGAUUGUAAAACAAAGUUUUGGGAUGUUCGAAACACCCGAGAAGCUCUCCUAGUUUUGUCGAACCACUCGCAUUGGGUUUGGUGUGUAAGGUACAACAGUUUCCACGAUCAGCUGGUUUUGACAUCAAGCAGUGAUUCUAGAGUGAUUCUUUCAAGAGCAGCAUCAGUAUCUUCCGAACCAUUUGGACAUUUGUUGGAUGAAGAUAAUCAUGGUGAUGAUGAAAAUGGAAAGAUUUCAGAGAAACAGGUUUCAGAUGGUGUAAUAUCUAUAUAUGAAGAGCAUGAAGAUAGUGUGUAUGCUGUGGAGUGGUCUAGUGCAGAUCCUUGGUUGUUUGCUUCACUUAGUUACGAUGGUCGUCUUAUAAUUAACAAGGUUCCACGUGCUGAGAAAUAUCGAAUUCUUUUAUAAAUAAGUGCUUUAAAUUUUGUAUGUUAUUUAACUUUACGUUAAGAAAAGAUGUAUAUUUAUGGAAAUAAAAUUAUAUUUAUUA
This is a messenger RNA of Parasteatoda tepidariorum (common house spider), 1563 nucleotides long. Its product is annotated as EARP-interacting protein homolog. Gene Ontology annotation, biological process: protein ubiquitination. Gene Ontology annotation, molecular function: protein binding. The record is from RefSeq and is a predicted model, not a curated record. NCBI's taxonomy places the organism in Eukaryota, Metazoa, Arthropoda, Arachnida, Araneae, Theridiidae.